CAAAAAUAUCAGUAUGAGUGAGUAGUAGUGGCCAUGGGCAGCAGCUAUGGAGUCUUUAUGCUUGCAUGCAUACCAGGGUUGAUCAUGACCUUGAUGCUCAACCCCGUGGCUUGGGUUGAUGCAGCCAUACCUUGGCCACCUGGUGUCAAAGAUCAUAUUAACCGGAAGCUCACACCAUGCAGGUCAUUCCUCUUAGGCCAACAGAAUAAACCACCGCCAGCAUGUUGCACGGGCGUUAAGGGCUUAAAUGCAGAGUACAAAACUGCAACAGAUAGGCAGAGAGCAUGCUCAUGCUUGAAGGCUAGCUUUACUAAGCACCAGCCCGCAUUCAGACUGUCUUUUGCCCAGCGGCUUCCGGGGGAGUGUAAUGCUAAUAUUCGCAAUACAAUCAUCGCCAACUUCGACUGCUCCAGGGUGAAAUGAGAAAGAAGGGAAAGGCAGCACUGAAUCGAUGAAUGCAAUCAAUUGGGAAGAAGAUAGUACUAGUUGUACUAGUUGUGUGCAAUUUGUGUUUAUCAGGCAAUUUCUAAGUAUAUUUGCAAUCGAAUAAAUGCCCCAAGUAUGCUUACAACGU
Molecule: messenger RNA, 574 nt
Organism: Vitis vinifera (wine grape)
Lineage: Eukaryota; Viridiplantae; Streptophyta; Magnoliopsida; Vitales; Vitaceae
Product: non-specific lipid-transfer protein
Exons: 2
Coding region: 34-423 (129 amino acids)
Biological process (GO): lipid transport
Cellular component (GO): membrane
Molecular function (GO): lipid binding
Source: RefSeq, a predicted model, not a curated record